CUAUACCGCAGUUUGGAAUAAUGGCCUAUCACCGUGGUCCGCAAGCAUCGCUGGACUUGACGCACGUUCUUUGUAGGGCUUCUUCUCCUGUGUGAACCGCUGAUGCGAAUACGUCCUUGUAGACGAUGAUUCUUCUCUAUUAUCUCUUGGGCUCGCUCUAGUGACACUGAGCCCUAUUCUUCUCAUGCCAGCGUAUGCGUCAUUGGCCGUACAAACUCGAGAGUACGUCGUCAUAGUGAUGUGGGCGGGGCAGUUCGCCUGUGAGGCCUUGAGCUGGUUGAUUAAACGGGCUGUAAAAGAGAACAGACCUGCAGGCUCUGUCGGUGUGUGCUGUGAGAAUCGGUUUCAUGCGCACGUUCACAUAUUUCAGCGUAUAGGUAAUGGAUAUGGAUUUCCAUCCUCUCAUAGUCAAUACAUGGGCUACUUCGCAACGUUUCUGAUUUGCCAUCUCUAUUUCCAACACAAAUUCGGGACAACUGGUUAUACCCUACUUGAUUUUACAUGGCGCGUCCUGGUCUACUUUGCAAUUUGUAGUUGGGCUCUUCUUGUCGCGUAUUCCAGGUAUGCUCUCGGAUACCAUAACGCACAUCAAAUUUUGUGGGGUUUCGGCAUUGGCGUCUUUUUUGCCAUCAUGCUCUUUGUUGCUUCUCAAAUACUUCCGCGGCGGCAACCUUCUUCAAUAUUCGGCAAGCUCAAAAUAUUCCUAUUAGCGAACCCCGUAUCCACUUGGUUUCAGAUACGCGACGGCUGGGAUGUAUGGGCAGAUGGGGGUCGCGAGCACGAAUGGCUUCGAUGGAGAAAAGAAUGGGACUCCAAACGAAGGCGACAUGAUAAAAAGCAAUCGUAACUGCGUUUCCAUGUACGACAUCAGUACAUGUGGAAUCCAAUUUUUCACCUACGGCCUGAUCAACACAAGUUAGCUCAGUCACUCGAACUUUUUAUUCAUUUUCUUAGGAGUAUACGUUAUGUAAAACCUUCGUCGACAGUGAUCUCGACCCUUCUUGACAGUAUCUGUCUGUCAAAGGAAGGUAUGGUGAAAUUUUUCAAACGUUGAUCUUCAGGGGUAAUGUAG
Molecule: messenger RNA, 1072 nt
Organism: Guyanagaster necrorhizus
Lineage: Eukaryota; Fungi; Basidiomycota; Agaricomycetes; Agaricales; Physalacriaceae
Product: PAP2-domain-containing protein
Exons: 3
Coding region: 185-847 (220 amino acids)
Molecular function (GO): sphingosine-1-phosphate phosphatase activity
Source: RefSeq, a predicted model, not a curated record